This is a messenger RNA of Chelmon rostratus (copperband butterflyfish), 4223 nucleotides long. RefSeq names its product regulator of telomere elongation helicase 1 (gene rtel1). Gene Ontology annotation, molecular function: DNA helicase activity; DNA binding; ATP binding. Bases 155 to 3685 code for a protein of 1176 amino acids. Gene Ontology annotation, biological process: telomeric loop disassembly; DNA replication; DNA repair. Gene Ontology annotation, cellular component: nucleus. Lineage: Eukaryota; Metazoa; Chordata; Actinopteri; Chaetodontiformes; Chaetodontidae. The record is from RefSeq and is a predicted model, not a curated record. The transcript has 33 exons.
GCAAACGCAGGACAGUCCAGAGACUUGAGAAAGUCUCACUCGACAUCCACUUUACCUGUAAGACCACUUUGCGCAACCUUUUAACACUUUGACAGUCAACCCAACGUUAAGUGCGUCAUUGAGCACGACAUUAAUUAAUGCUGCUGCUGACACGAUGUCUUCACUAACUCUGAAUGGAGUGACGGUCAAUUUCCCUUUUCCUCCAUACGACUGUCAGAAGGACUACAUGAGCAAAGUGAUUGAAUGUCUUCAGAGGAGGGUGAAUGGGGUUCUGGAGAGUCCCACAGGUACUGGUAAAACCCUGUGCCUUCUGUGUGCUACCCUGGCGUGGAGAGAGCACUUCAAGGACACCAUCUCUGCCGGCAAGAUAGCAGAGAGGCUGGGCAGUGAGGAGCUAUUCCCAACCACACCGCUGUCAUCCUGGGGGAUGGCUGCUGCAGAUGGUGAUGCACCAACCUGCUACACAGAUGUUCCAAAGAUCAUAUAUGCAUCCAGGACACACUCUCAGCUUGCACAGGUCAUCAGUGAGUUAAAGAACACUUCAUACAGGCCAAAGGUGUGUGUGCUGGGAUCAAGAGAGCAGCUGUGUAUCAACCAGGAAGUGAUUCGUCAGGAGAGCAACCAUGUCAAGGUCCAUAUGUGCAGAAGAAAAGUUUCCACCAGGUCAUGUGUCUUCUAUAAUAACGUUGAAGAGAGGAGCACUGACAGAGACUUGGUGAAUUCUAUCCUUGACGUGGAAGAUUUGGUCAAAUUUGGCAACAAACAGAGGGUCUGUCCUUACUACCUCUCCCGUUCCUUGAAACAGCAAGCAGAUGUCAUUUUUAUGCCAUACAACUAUCUGCUGGAUCCAAAGAGCCGUAGGGCACACAACAUCGAGCUAAAGGGAGCUGUGGUUGUCUUUGAUGAAGCUCACAACGUGGAGAAGACAUGUGAAGAAUCAACAUCAUUUGACCUGACUCCCUAUGAUGUAGCUUCAGCCAUCAAUGCUGUGGACAGGCUGCUGGUGGAGCAGGCUAAAAAUGUCAGCCAUGCAGACACUGUCACUGAAGACCUCAAUGUAGACUCCCUCAGCUUUGGUUUGAAAAUGGACGUAGCCACCAUUGCUAAGAUCAAACAGAUACUGCUGGAUCUGGAAGCUGCCAUCGAUUCUUAUGAUGUUCCAAGUGACAGAGGCAUCACAAAACCUGGAAUCUUCAUCUAUGAGCUUUUGGAAAGAGCCCAACUGACCUACAGCACUAAGACAGCAGUCUAUGAAGCGCUGGAGCAGAUCAGUGGAUACUUAGCAGGACAACCAGGAACAUUCCUGAACACAAGUGGACUGCAGAAGCUGGCAGAUAUAAUACAGCUGGUGUUCUGUGGAGAAUCAUCUGAAAAGGACAGACAACAGCAGAUGCAGUCUAACACGGCUCAUUUUAAGGUUCAUAUCCAUCGAGACACCAGCUGUCACAAGAAAAAGCAGAGCACUGACGUGUGGUCUUCAUCUUCAUUAAAGAAACAAGGCAACAUUCUGAGUUACUGGUGCUUCUCUCCUGGCUUCAGCAUGCACGAUCUGGUAAAUCAAGGUGUUCGCUGCAUCAUUCUGACCAGUGGUACCCUCUCUCCACUGUCCUCAUUUACCUCUGAGAUGAGGAUAGAAUUCCCAGUGAGUCUGGAGAACAGCCAUGUGAUUGGACAAGACCAGAUCUUUGUGAGCAUCAUUGACCAAGGCCCAGAUGGAGUGCAGUUAAGUUCAGCAUUUGAUAGAAGGUUUGUUCCUGAAAACAUGGCAUCGUUAGGCAACACUGUUGCCAACCUGAGCCGUGUGGUUCCUCAUGGUCUCUUAGUGUUUUUUCCCUCUUUCCCUUCAAUGGAAAAAACCCUGGACUUCUGGAGAGCCAACGGACAUACAGAUCGCAUUGAGACUGUAAAGCCCAUGUUUGUUGAACCUAAACGAAAGGGCAGCUUCACUGAAGUUAUUGACGGAUAUUACAACAAAGUCAGUGAUCCAGCAUCCAAAGGGGGAACCUUCUUUGCUGUGUGUCGAGGGAAGGCUAGCGAGGGUCUGGAUUUUGCAGACGCCUUUGGUCGGGGUGUCAUUAUCACUGGCCUUCCUUACCCUCCCAAGAUGGACCCACGAGUCAUCCUGAAGAUGCAGUUCUUGGAUGAGAUGAGCAAGAAGAAAACUCCUGGGCUGAAGUACCUGUCUGGGCAGCAGUGGUACAGACAGCAGGCUUUCCGAGCUGUGAACCAGGCCAUCGGGAGAGUCAUUCGCCACAAGGAGGACUAUGGAGCCAUCUUCCUGUGUGAUCAGAGGUUUAAAAACCCUGAUGCCAGGGCUCAGCUUCCAUUGUGGGUGAGACCAUACCUGCGUCUGUAUGAAAGCUUUGGGAAUGUUGUCCGUGAUGUCUCUCAGUUCUUCAGGGUUGCACAGAAAAUGAGGCCUGUGGUAGAGAAGAAGUCUGCAGCAGAGACCUGUGGGACUGACACUCAAUCCUCAGUUUUAACUACCUGCUCAUCCUCCCAAAGCUCCCAUACCAAGAAGGCCAAGGUGCUGGAGGCCCACCUUCCCAGCCUGAAGAGGAGGAGGCUCAAUGAACCCACUGGAGACCAUGGGAUGGCCAGGAUCUGUUUCGAGUAUGAGUGUGAGGUACAGGAGAGUCAGAGGAAACCAUUCAACCUGCUGGAUGCUCUGGAGCGAGGUGACCAUUGCAGUGGAGAGGACAAUGAUGCUGUUGUGGGAGAGGAGAAGGCAAAUCGUUUGUCCACACUGUCUCUUCAGCAUGACAAGAGGAUGGAUGAUGAAUUGCGGGGAGUCAGACGUAAAAUCAAAUUGGUUCAGGAACAGAAAAUGAGCAGGUCAGAGGAUGUGUCUGAGGAAGGUAAAGCCAGCCAGGCAAAGACUUUCCUUGUAGAGAUGAAGAAGUCACUGAGCCAGGUCAGCUUUGACCGCAUCGUACAGGCUCUGCAGACCUACAAGAAGACUGACAUCCUGGAAGUCCUGCUGACUGAGACAGCUGUCUUAACUGAAGAUGCUAAUACUCACAGUCUGCUCCGGGGCAUGUACCAGUUUGUUCGCCCACAUCACAAGAAGAGGUUUGAUGAGAAAUGCCAGGAGAUGACCGGGCAGGGCUGUGGAUACAAACCUGAUCACUCACUGGCUAAGGACAAGAAAAAAGCACUCAUGCUGCACGGUGCUACAGACAGACCGACAGCUGUGGAUCUAACAUCCUCCGGUGGGAUGUCUACCUGCUGUCAGCUGAAUACACAGCAGCUCAACAAAGGAGGACACCACCUAAACCAGCAAGGAUUAAGAGAACCUCAGACUGGUUUUGCUCCAAAGAGUGAAGUCCACGCUACCUUUCUGGCUGAUGUGAAAAAAUCCCUCGGGGAAGAAAAAUCAGCUCAGCUCUUUCAGGCCAUUUACAGCUACAAAAAGACAGACAACUAUGAAAACCUGGUGACCAUAGUGGUGAGCUUAUUCACAGAGAGAGAUGAGGACUUCAACCUUCUAGUCAGAUUUGCCAUGUUUAUUCGUCCUCACCAUAAGACGCAGUACAAACAGAUGUUGGAUGCUUUGGUAGGUCAGACAGUCUCUGCUGCUGAUGUUCCUGCUGUGAGUGAAGAUCAGCAAAGACAUGCUUCAUCCUCAACCUUAAAGACGCAAAGCAAGAUUUCCAGUUUUUUCUCAAGCAGCCAAAGAAAGUAGAAUCUGAACUGCAGCUUCAUUGUUUAUGUAUUUUAAAAAGUUUAUAACUUUUCAUGCUGACAAAACCAUUAACUAGCUAGACUUGGUUCUGGUGCAGUGAUCUGGCUGUGUAGGUGUCUGAACACUGGGAUGGACUGUGCAUUGGCACUCUGAAAUAAUGAUAUUAACCAUUAAAAGUCAUGCAUACCUUCAGUUUGUUAUAGACAGGCGCAUAGGAGGAAAUAUCCAGGUACAAGAGAGGAGAAAACUCCUGCACACUAUCCUUGCAGAAAAACUUAUUUCAAAGCAACCUGAAGUAACAUUGAUGUCUCAUAAACUCAACACUCAAGAGUGUGUUUUUGAGAGAGGGUGACACCCUGUAAACCCAAUUAAAACAGUAGAUCACUAAUUUACGAUGAAAUUUGGCACAAGGGCUGUGAUGGCUAAAUAAAGCCUGUUCUGUGUUGGAUUAAUGUCACGAAAAGUGAAAAUGUACUAUGGCGAAAUCAAAUGUUAAUGAAUGUUUUAAGGUAAUUAAAUGAAUAAAAUAAAAAAAAGG